Messenger RNA from Naegleria fowleri, 3123 nucleotides. RefSeq lists its product as uncharacterized. The record is from RefSeq and is a predicted model, not a curated record. NCBI's taxonomy places the organism in Eukaryota, Heterolobosea, Eutetramitea, Acrasida, Naegleriidae. The transcript has a single exon. Bases 1 to 3123 code for a protein of 1040 amino acids.
AUGUCAGAACCGUCACGACUGUCGUCGAUCAAACGAUCAUUUCCCAACCAUGCAUCAUCGAUCUCCUCAAAUACAUCAUCUUCAUCAUCACCACCACCAUCGGAUCGUUCAUUUCCACAAUCUUCACAAUCAUUGACAAACCAUUCCGCUUCACCAUCCAAAAUGGUUCAAAGUAUCAGCGAUGCAAUAGUAGUAAAUUUGCCAAGUCAUCAUCAUCAUGAUGAGGAUCACCAGGACGACCAUCAACAACACCAUCACGAACAACAUGACUCUCAAUCAUCAUCAUGGACAUUAUCACCUUCCUCUAGGAAUCGAAGAAAAUCCAAUCAGGAUCAAUAUUCCUCGAUCUCUACCACACCUCCUCAUCAUGAAGAGCCUCUUUCAUGGUCUGGAGAUCAAUCGCCAGCAUCAUCCAUUCAUAGCAGUGUUGUAACAACAACUCGAACAAAUUCAUCGUCACAUUCUAGUUCUAAUAGUAGUAGUAGUAAUAACAACAAUAGCAACAGUAACUAUUAUUCACCACUAUCACAUCACCCUCCUCAUAACACUCUCGGAUCAAGUAGAAGCAUGUCAUCACCUGCAUUGUUUUCCAUGAUGGAUUCGAGAGGAAUGGGAAGUUACAUUAGUCAUUGUUUUGGAAUUUCAUCACGAUCUUUGCAUAAUGAUUCAUUCGAAAUGAUUCCUCUCACUGUUUUGACGUUGUGGAAGUUAGAGGAUUAUGGUGUGACAUCAUCGACGACGACGACGACAAAUCCUCACGGAGGAGUAUCUCCAGCCAAAGAUUUUGAAUCUAACCCAUUCGAGAGUGUUCGAUCGAAUGAAUUUCACACUUUUUUAGAGAGCAGUGACACGACCACGAACGUUCCGAGAUCAACGAAGAGAAGGCCAGAAAUGGUGAGAGGAUACUCUUACAUGUUAAUGUGGUGUCCGUGGUUUAACAUGUAUGAUAAUUUAUUUAUUGAAUUUUGGCUUGUUAAAUUAGAUGAAUCUGUUGUCACAACCUCUAACGCAACACAUACGAGAUCAAAUAAUUUUACUAAUAGUAGUAAUAAUAGUAGCAACAUCAAUUCUUCAAAACACUCCUUUUCUCAAUGCUCUCCAUCACCUUCAAAUGAUGGCUCUAAUAAUAAUAAUUUUCGCUUACUCAAAGUUCGACAACAAGCAAAAGCACUCUCAAAACAACCGAAUGAACGAUUUUUCAGUGGAAAUAUUUGGGGAUAUUCAGUCGUCCUAAACUCGCCGUUGAACCAAACCAAUGAAAGCAUUUUAUCUCAAUACUUGGCAAAUGCAUGUCCAUCUUCGAGUACUCACUUUUUCGGAAAUGAUUUGGAAAAUUUAAUUAUAUGCUUUUUUGGACCUACUAAACUUUUCAAAUUCAAGCUUAAUGUUAAAAAGGAAUUUCACAAAAAUUACAAAUCUAAAAUCAAAUCAGAAUAUGUCACCGAUGUAGAAUCGAUUGAUUUUGUGGAAGCCCUUGAUUACAAAUCUCUUCGUGUACACAAUGCAAUUACUCCAUCAUCGGCAGUCACAACUCCCACAGAUGUUUUUUUCGAUGUGACUAAUACCGUCGAAGAGGAAGAAGAAAUGAUCGAUGAAUUGUAUCAUGGUCUAUUCGAUUCGACUAGCAUCAUUUCAGACAGUGCCAGAAAAUCCCUUCAAUUAAUGUCACGCAUUGAAAUGAUUCAUGACCAUCUUCAAGGGUAUGGUUUUGUGAGAUGUGACAUUCAUAAUAAUUGUCACUUGUACUCAUUGCAGAGAUCUGACACUUACGUACCAAGUCCAAGCUCUGCCAAUGAAAGUAUCAGCGAUGAUUCCUUUCUCGAAUUACAAUCACCCCGUAGUAACACUAGUAUUACGACUACUCUCUCUGUCUGCGAGAGACGAUCAUGCAGAAUCGCUCACCAUUCUCUGAGUUUAGUGUUUUUUCAAAGACAAAUCGCUCGAAAACAAUAUUUGAAUUUGAAAAGCCCAACCAGUGGAAGAUUUGAAAUGAGUUAUUCACCUCACUCGAAAAAUCAUGUAAAAAUUGGAUUUGAAAAAAUUGGUCACAUUUUACCAUUUCAUGUGGAAUCUGGAAAAUUGAACAUGAUGAAUCAUUCGAAUAUCAAAAUUUGUAAAUUUGAUGAGAACUUGUUCUUAGUGAUGGAAAUUGACGAAAAGAACAUGAAAAAGCAAUGGGAACAUUAUCAAUUAUUGCAACAACAUCAACCCAAUAAUUAUUUUCAAACUAUGAAUGUCACAUCCAGUCACGAGAGCUCAUCACCACCUCCAUUCAUCAUUGAGAGAAAUCUAAUGAUGGAAGCCAAUCAAGACAAAGAAUUUGACGCUUUACAGUUUUUCAAAUUUUACAUUCUUGAUUUGUCCAAAUCUGACGAUGUGAAACUAUCAAGACUUUUCACGAGUUAUGAUGCCACGCAUCCAACAAGUCAUGCCACAAUCUCACAAUUUUCCUCCUCCAAAAUUCAUGAAGCUUAUCUGAAAAUUUCUACUCCUAAAACAGUUAAGAAUCAAUCUAUCAUCUCUAACUCGACAAUUUCUCACAAUUCCUUCUUACACAUGAACAACCUCAAUAGAAAUCAGUUAACAACCAGUGACACAAUAUCUCAUACCAAUGACACCAAUGAUCAUAACAAUGUUCAAUUCUCACUUCAGGAGCCACAUCCAUCAUCACCACCGUCGAAACAACAGCUCUCUCCACAACCAAACAAUCAAUUUUCUCUGCAAGUCAAUUUACAACACAACAUGCUUCCAGUUUACAAAAAUCAAAAAUCCAAAAAGAAGAGAUUUGACACUGAAUUUACUUUUGAAAAACUCAUUUCUCACAUGAUUGUUUUUCGAGGAGACAUACACAAAAAUCCACACCAGUACACCAUUGCUCUCUUUUACAAUGUGAAAGGAGAUUUAAAAUUCUUUUCGUCUCAACACGAUUUUACUGGAAUUGGAGAAUUCUCAAAAUUGAGAGGAAAAUGGUUUGAUUUCAUUCAUUUCACACAUGUCGUUUCACGAUCCAAGACAUUAUUCGAUCAAGCCAAUUUGAUUUUAAAUGCUAGAAUGAAAUCAGAGGGAAAUUAUGUAGUUUCAGGAUUGGGAUUUCCAGAUGUUUUACUCUCCUGUUUUAAAUGA